GGCAUCUUUUGACAUGUAUUUUCAUUAUUUGCCAGGAAAAUAAGGUGGUCUGUUCCCACUUCCAUCCAGUUCUCUUUAGUGUUUGCCAAUGUUGGAGGUGUAACUGGGGUCUGGCCCUGGAUAAAGGAAUAGAGCAUGGCUCAAGUGAAAGUACAGACCUCAGCACCCCUGGCUGGUCCUGGCCUCUCCCCCGGAGUUACCCCUGCGGCCAUGGCCAGCCCAGGAUCCCUGGGUCUGCAGCCCACUGUUAAUGGCACAGGCCCGGCCCCCACAUCCAGCUGCCCUGCUCCUGCAGUCGGAUAUGGGGACGCCCCUGUGUCUGCCACACCACCAGGCCCACCCCAGGAGAACAUGGCAAACCCUAAAGAGAAAACUCCAAUGUGUUUGGUGAAUGAGUUAGCCCGUUUCAAUAGGAUCCAACCACAGUAUAAGCUCCUCAAUGAGAGAGGCCCUGCACAUGCUAAGAUCUUCACAGUGCAGCUGACUCUUGGGGAGCAGGUGUGGGAGGCAGAGGGCACCAGCAUUAAAAAGGCCCAGCACUCCACAGCUGCCAAAGCGCUGGCCGAGAGUGUCCUCCCCAGGCCAGCGCCCCGCUCCCCAAAGGUGGAUAUCAACAGCAACCCAGGCAGUAUAACACCGACGGUAGAGCUCAAUGGUCUUGCCAUGAAGAGAGGGGAGCCCGCUAUCUACAGGCCUUUGGAUCCUAAGCCUAUGCCCAACUACAGAGCUAACUACAACUUCAGAGGGAUGUUCAACCAAAGGUACCAUUACCCUGUUCCUAAGAUCUUCUAUGUGCAGCUGUCUGUGGGGAGUCAUGAGUUUAUUGGUGAGGGACGCACCCGCCAAGCAGCCAGACACAAUGCUGCCAUGAAGGCCCUGCAAGCCCUGCGCAAUGAACCCAUACCCGAGCGGCCACCACAGAGUCCAGAGGAAAAAGGGGAGACUGAGGAAGGCACAGAUGCCAGCAAAUCAGAGAUAAGCCUGGUUUAUGAAAUCGCUCUCAAAAGGAACCUAUCUGUGAACUUUGAGGUGUUAAAGGAAAGUGGCCCUCCGCACAUGAAAAGUUUCCUGACCCGAGUCACUGUGGGGGAGUUCUCUGCUGAGGGCGAGGGCAACAGCAAGAAGCUGUCCAAGAAGCGUGCUGCUCUGUCCAUCCUGCAGGACCUGAAGAAGCUGCCAUUUAUUCCUGCUGUGGAGAAACCCAAGACGCACUACAAGAAACGUACCAAGACCAUCCUUAAGACGGGACCAGACUAUGGCCAAGGAAUGAACCCAAUCAGCCGACUGGCCCAGAUUCAGCAGGCCAAGAAGGAGAAGGAGCCUGAGUACCUGUUGCUUUCUGAGAGAGGGAUGCCCCGACGCAGAGAGUUCAUCAUGCAGGUCAAGGUGAAUAACGAGGUUGCCACAGGAACAGGACCCAACAAGAAGGUGGCUAAGCGGAAUGCUGCUGAGGCAAUGCUGCUACAGCUGGGAUAUAAGGCCUCUACAGUCCCUCAGAGCCCCACUGAGAUGGACAACAAAGGCUGGAAUGGACAAAAGGCGUCUUUUACCGAAGCAACAAGUAACACCCAGAAAGGACUGCUCCACCUCAGCCCUGAUGUCUACCAGGAGAUGGAGGCCAGUAGGAAGCAGGGGGGUGGUGCACCUGGCCCCGGCAACAACAGUGGCUCUGUCAACUACAUGACUUCCAAAGACAUGGGACCCUGCUCUGCCCCGUUGCCCCCAGGACAUCCUCCCUACUACAGCAGUACAACCUCCUCACCCAGUCCAACUGCUACCAUGGCCAGGGAGCUGCUACUGAAUGGUCAGUCACCCACAGCUGAAGGCUCCCUUCCUAUGAAGGGGAAGAGCUCAACCCUUGCCUGUGGCGUCUCGGUGCAGCCUGCACAGCAGCUGGACUACCUGGCUCGCAUCCAAGGCUUCCAGGUGCAGUACAGUGAUGCACCGAGUGGCAAGGAUUUUGUGACCUAUCUGACCCUCUCCCCUGUGCAAAUGACUUUCCACGGCACCGGGAGCACCCUCCAAGCCAGCCACGAUCAGGCUGCUCUAAGUGCCUUGAAACAGCUGUCGGAACAGGGACUGGACCCGGUGGAUGGCCCCAUCAAGAGCAGCGAAGCCUGUGGGAGGGAGGACGGACAUUAAACAGACUAACUCAGGCACCACCACUCAGGUCUGCAAGGAUUCAAAGGCUGUCGUCUAGGAGCUGACAACCCUGAACCCCUCCUCGGCAAACACAAACCUGACAAACCCACCACUCCAAUCCUCAAUAACCCCACAACCUCAUAGUGUCCCCACUACCCAGAAUCUCCCUCAACCCAACCCGAUCCCACCCCACGAUUGCCACUGUAUCCUGCAAAACCUGUCAACAUGCAAUAGGGUGGAUGUGCACCGAGAAAUGACCGACUAAAACACCAUUACCUGAGUCUAUGUGAAGACAACGCUAUUUUAACACAUUUAUUGAUGAUUUCAGUCUCAAAUUUAUUGGACAACAAAAAAAAAAAAAAAGAAAUACAAGCUAAUGAGAUAAAUGCAUGGUACUGUAUGAAAUUAAGGGAAAUCCAAAGUGAUACACUGCAUAGAUAAUUUCCCUUUGGAUAAACGUCUGUUGGUAUGGUUAAAACAAAUAUGUACAUCAUGCCAUUGAAAUACAAAAGAAACAUUUAAGGGGAGAAACCAACUUGCGUACAGUAGCUUAUUUUCGGGGGUAUUAUGUUUCUGUUUUUUUUUUUUUUUUUCUUUUGUUAUUUUAUUAAUCUAACAAUGCUUGAGUACUGUAUUUAAAAUUAACCAAUGCCAGUGCUGUGAAAGUUGUAGUUGUUGUCUUCAUAUAUAGUCACCCAGCUUACCUUGUAUGCUGACAUUAAAAAAAAAAAAAGAGUUCAUCUAUCUAUAUGGAUGUGUAUGACUUGCAAGAGUAUCAUAUUCCGAAAAAUAACACAAAAGUUUUUUUCAUGUGGACAAAAAGGACAAAACUGGUGUUAGCAGUAAUCAGUAGAAGUGUGACCACCCAGGAGUGAAGGUUAAGCGAACCUUUACUUCCUCAAGGGUCGACUUGUCCCAUUUUAACAUGACCCCACACUGGCAUAGCAUCACUGGAGCAUCUUUUGACCAACAGCGGAGGCAAAGGCGCCGCCACACUCGUACUUUUUAAUCCAGAAAAUUUGGCCAGUUACAUUUAACGGUGGUAAUUUUUAUUGCGCACAUUCUGUAAUGCCAGUAAACUUAAAGAGUCCACCCUCCAGAGAGCUUUGUACGGGGCGUCAUGCCAAACGCAUGUCCUCCAGUGAAUGAAAAAAUCCUCUCCAUUCCAGUGAUUUUGUGUCAGUGGAUCGUCCCCCCUCUCCCCCCACAGUUUUGUCGAUCACAUCUACACCCAUUGUGUGUGUUGUAUUGACCCGCCAAGGCAUCAACUGGGUGCUUUAAUGCCUGCAGUCUGUAGUGCA
Sphaeramia orbicularis (orbiculate cardinalfish) is the source of this 3443-nucleotide messenger RNA. It is a transcript of the gene stau2, whose product is annotated as staufen double-stranded RNA binding protein 2. The record is from RefSeq and is a predicted model, not a curated record. Gene Ontology annotation, molecular function: double-stranded RNA binding; mRNA binding. The transcript is spliced from 15 exons. Gene Ontology annotation, cellular component: plasma membrane; neuron projection; neuronal cell body. Bases 136 to 2142 code for a protein of 668 amino acids. Gene Ontology annotation, biological process: anterograde dendritic transport of messenger ribonucleoprotein complex; germ cell development; intracellular mRNA localization. NCBI's taxonomy places the organism in Eukaryota, Metazoa, Chordata, Actinopteri, Kurtiformes, Apogonidae.